Colletotrichum graminicola M1.001 is the source of this 1218-nucleotide messenger RNA. RefSeq lists its product as uncharacterized. The record is from RefSeq and is a predicted model, not a curated record. The transcript has a single exon. The coding region runs from base 1 to 1218 and encodes 405 amino acids. Lineage: Eukaryota; Fungi; Ascomycota; Sordariomycetes; Glomerellales; Glomerellaceae.
AUGGCCACAUGCCCUCCCACUGUUUCUUUGGAUGUCCUUCCAAAAGAAAUACUCAUCUUGAUACUUGCCGAACUACCCGACGUCAGGGCUCUGUAUCAACUCAUUCGGGCUUCGCCUGCCGCUUGCCGCCUCUACACAGCAGUCGGCGCCGAGGUACUGGAGAGAGUCCUUGCCCGGUCUGUGCCUGCGCAGAUCCAUCAACUCAUCCGGCUCGUGGGGGUCAUACGCACGUCAACACUGAGCAGUCCAAUAGCGCCUUCCUUCCAAGCUUUCCUGGGCCAGUACAUCCGUCCUGCAGCGGAUGACAAGGAGUAUUUCCCGUUGUCUCCGCCUCUCAGCCAGAUAUGCAGCGGUGAGAAGGAGCUUGGGGCCGUCAGGAAAUUGCUCUUGAUCGUCCGGCGCAUAGCUUGCCUGACCUCGCUUUGCAUUGCCAGCUACCGCGAAAGAUGCCUCUCGAUAACGCCAUCUCACAAAACCGAGCGGGAAGGCUCGUCCUACGGGAUUGCAUCGAAGCCCUGGGAGGAACGUUCCGACGGCACGCCUUACCGGCCCCGAGACGUGGGCCCGCCAGCAUGGAUCGAAGAGCAACGUGUGGUGCGCGGGCUCUGGAGGCUUCAGGUGUUUCACGAGUUGAAAACAGCGUUAUCCGAAGAUGGCACUGGGUGGUCCGAACGAGACAAGCGGGAGGCCGCUGACAUGACACUUGAAGACCUCUUCAAUGGCUGGGGUCCACAGCUAGAGGAGGUCCUCACCGUGGUGGAUUUCGUGCGCGAAUACACAAUCAAACCAGAAGAACGCCUUGCCGUUCAAGGCUGCGACGUGAGGCUUCCGGACCCGCAAACAGACAACGGUUCGGCCCCUUCGUGGCCAGUAUUAUGCCAGGCGCCCCCGAUGGACGCCUGGCCGGGCUGGACCAGGCGGUUGAACGCGCCGCCGACGGCAUGGGCGUUUUUCGUCCAUCUCCGCACCAACCCGCGCUCUCCUAUACGCGGUGUCGAAUUCUGGCCGUUUCGGAAAUUGGGCCUCGCGAUAUGGGGGCGGGAAAAGCUGGCGAAGCUGGAGCUGACGAACCCGGCCGGAGUGGCUGGGAGCAAAGGGCCGUUGGGGAGCCGGGAAGACGUAGAGUUCACUUGGCGAAGUCUUCUUCCGAACGACUACCUGGUCCGUCUUGAACAAAGGUUGGAGGAAGAUUGGCAGGACUCUAGAGACGAGGAGUAG